Molecule: messenger RNA, 690 nt
Organism: Serendipita indica DSM 11827
Lineage: Eukaryota; Fungi; Basidiomycota; Agaricomycetes; Sebacinales; Serendipitaceae
Source: the annotation of a GenBank genome assembly
AUGUCGACCUAUGUCGCACCUGAAGACCAGCUGGAAGAACAUUUGGGAUGGAUGAAGGCCGCUUUGGACAUGGUACAGUUCCAAGAUCACCGGAGAUCACGACAAGCAACUAAGAUUUUGCUAGAGGCCAACGAAGCGAUGGAAGCCGGAGAAGUACCGGUGGGAUGCGUAUUCGUACGAGAUGGACGUAUCAUUGCAAAAGCGAGGAAUCGUACAAACGAGCUACGAAACAGCACACGACAUGCAGAGCUCGAAGUUAUCGAUUAUAUACUGUCUAGUCCAGAGCUUACGCCCGAUCCAACGGCAGAACGCCUCCUCCAGACAACGACGCUCUAUGUGACCGUAGAGCCCUGUAUAAUGUGUGGCUCAGCACUGCGACAAAUGGGAAUCAAAGAGGUUUAUUACGGAUGUGGUAACGAUCGGUUCGGAGGCUGCGGAAGUGUCCUGGCUGUCAAUGAAAGCGAUCACCCCCGAAACCCUCCAUAUCCAGCAUCCAUGGGCUAUCUCAGAGACGAGGCAAUCAUGAUAUUGCGCAGAUUCUAUCUAACGGAGAAUAAAAAUGAGCAAAAGCGAAUCGAGUGCUCAAAACAGAGAUUCUACCUCCUUCAACUACAAGCUCAGCAUCCCGGACUCCAAUUCCUGGUACUCCCCGACUACAGGAAUAAGGCAAACGACUUUAUCGAGGCGUAA